UGAUUGUAGUAGAUUAACACUUCCGGAUUGUGAAGGAUUUCCUUGAUAGACUGUUAAAAUGAAUGUUGGUGUAGCUCAUAGUGAUACCAAUCCAACACAUUCCUAUUUAAACAGUAAAGGAAUAUGGUUGACCUACUUGUUGAUUAUAUUUAUGGGGCAUCUUGUAUUAUUAAGUAUACCCUCUUUUAGUGUCGCGUUCGCUUGGACCCUUACCAAUGUUCUACAUGAUUUGGCAAUGUUUAUUAUGCUACAUAUAACAAAAGGAACUCCUUGGGUUACAGCUGAUCAAGGAGAUGCUAGAACACAAACACAAUGGGAGCAGAUUGAUUUUGGUCAACAAUUUACAGACACCAAGAAAUUUCUUACUUGUGUUCCUAUUGCCUUAUUUAUGCUGGCAAGUUUUUAUACAAAGUAUGACUCUUUCCAUUUUAUUGUAAAUUUCUCAUUUCUCUUAUUGAGUCUUAUUCCUAAGUUACCCCAGUUACAUGGUGUACGAUUGUUUGGUAUCAACAAGUAUUGAGAGAUAGAAAUAUGAGAGGUUGAAUAGAUGUUAUGUAUGAAGUGAGAAUAUAAGGUGCAUGAAAUAUAAAAGAGCAGUUUCACACAGCUGCAAAAAUGUUACCAAUUAUAUACAUAAAUAACACUGUACAUUCUAAUUAAAUCCAAUGUUAUGCCCAAAAAGGAAAUCAAAACUUGUUGGCUAACUCUUAUUUUAACUUAUAUAAAGUUGAAAAACAUGUUGACAAAAAUUAAUAUUUAUCAGUGCUGAGUAUUUAUUUGUAUCAUGAUUUGGAUUAAUUAAUAGAUUUUGCCUUCUAAAAGUUUCAAUGAUUUUUUAAUAUUGUUUAUUCUCAGACAAUAUUUAUAAUACUAGUAUUUAACUGUUGAUAAGACUACUGCUUUAAUAUUAAUGAAUGGAACUUCUACUUUUGUUUCUCUGCAUUUUGAUAAGUACUGAUAUUGAUACAUGACCAUGCGGUACCAUUCAUGGUGACAAUGUGUCAAUUCACCAGCAUUGAUAUUU
This is a messenger RNA of Lottia gigantea (owl limpet), 1024 nucleotides long. RefSeq lists its product as hypothetical. Bases 59 to 520 code for a protein of 153 amino acids. Gene Ontology annotation, biological process: ceramide metabolic process; negative regulation of ceramide biosynthetic process; intracellular sphingolipid homeostasis. NCBI's taxonomy places the organism in Eukaryota, Metazoa, Mollusca, Gastropoda, Lottiidae. The record is from RefSeq and is a predicted model, not a curated record. The transcript has 4 exons. Gene Ontology annotation, cellular component: endoplasmic reticulum membrane.